Molecule: messenger RNA, 1723 nt
Organism: Rubroshorea leprosula
Lineage: Eukaryota; Viridiplantae; Streptophyta; Magnoliopsida; Malvales; Dipterocarpaceae
Source: the annotation of a GenBank genome assembly
GGUUUUUGACAUCUACCUAAAAGUGAAUGAGCAAAAGAUGAAGAUGAUGAAGUAUUUACUGAUAAACUUGUUUUAUUCAAUCCUCGAGAAGCCGGAGAAUGAAUCUUCUCAGCACAAGAAAAGUGAUGGUAACUUUGCAGAAGAGCACUAGUUCUGGUGAUGCAGACCAAGUUAACUUGCAAACAGGUUUCCAGGGCCAUUUCUGUAGCUUGACUGUGUUUCUGUUAGCACUUUGCGUGCAGAAUUAUAAGUUUGCAGAGCUGAAUUCAAUGGAUAUUCUGCUGAAGCAAAGCGCUUACUUUUGGUUGGCCAAGGGUCUAGCAUAUAUCUCCAUCGACAAGGAUGCAGGAGAUGUGAUGAAACUUUGGCCUUGGUCUCUCUGUUGCAACUUGCAAGGCAAUGGUAGUUGGUGGGCGAAGGAAAACUGUCUGCUUUUUGUCUACCUUUCUAUCUCUGUUUCUAAUAUAUCAUUGCUUCUGACAAAUGUUGAAGCUUUUGAUUAUCCAUCAACUGUGAGGCCUCCCGUCUCUUGGAGUAACCACCUCCCAACUGACUUCAAUUUUUGGGAAUUAGCGGGGGAGAGACCUAUCUUGGUUAAUGGGAGUUUUGUGUGUGGCUUCCACUGCAAAUUUGAAGGAACCGCCUGCCUCUUUGCUAUUUCCAUCUUCCCAUCUAGUCUUGAUAGGCACUCCAGCUUUUCUACACAAAUGGUAUGGUCUGCUAACCGAAACAAGCCGAUUGGACUUGGGGCAAAAUUGCAAUUUUCUCGAGAAGGGGAUUUAACAUUGCAAGAUGAUCAUGACACUUUGGUUUGGUCUACAAACACAACAGGUAAAUUUGUUUCAGGAAUGAAGUUAACUCAUCAGGGUAACCUUGUACUGUUUGAUAGAAACAAUGACACAAUUUGGCAGUCUUUUGAUCAUCCAACAGACUGUUUAGUUCUCGGACAGAGGCUUGUUUCUGGGCAGAAACUGAAAGCUAAUAUGUCAGCCACAAAUUGGACGGAGGGUUUAUAUUCAUUUUCAGUUGAUAGUUUUAAUGGUUGUUUUGUUGCUUCUGUAGGGUCAGAUGCCACACUAGACUAUUACCAAUCCUCUGAUUCUCAAAGAAAGAAAAUGUCGCAGUUUUAUGCUGAAUUCAGUGACACUAAUUUUGGUACUUUCACUUUUUCACAGGCUGGAGUUAGUUUUAUACAAUUAGGAUUUGAUGGGCACUUAAGGUCUUUUCGUUGGGUAGAAUCAGAAUGGAAGGAAGUCGAUGAUUUGUUUAAGGAUAGACUCAAUCGAUGUGAUUAUCCACUGGCGUGUGGAGAAUAUGGAAUUUGUUCAACGGAUGGAAGAUGCAGUUGCCCAGAACCAGAUGAAAACCAUACAAUGCACUUCAAGAUGAUUAAUUCUGAUCAGCCAGAUCUUGGGUGUUCUCCUUAUGUAGCAGUAUCUUGUAAGUCUUCUUCCCAUGAAAGUCUUCUGGAGAUCAAGAAUGUUUCUAGCUCUGCUAGCUACCUUCGAGAUAAUUCUAAUAUAAUAGACAUCGAGAGCUGCAAGCAAGCCUGUUUAAACAACUGUUCUUGCAAGUGCAGAGUUCAAUCAUAGUGCAGAGCUCUCCAGGACAUUUUCCACAAAGAAAGAAAAGAAGCAAGGUGGUAGUUAUACUUGCAAUCACUCUAGGAGCCACUUUUAUUGGCUUUCUUAUCUCCACUGUCUUUUUACUACAAAUUAAAAAG